AUGUUCGUCCUUGUCAAGCGUCUCGUUCGCUACGUCACCGGCGAUGAGCAGCCUGGGCAGAACGACCACCUACCUUUUUUGAACCCCCGUGAAUAUCAAGCCUGGUGCGAUGAUCCGGAUGAGCGAACGAGAUGGGAAGGUACCGACGAUGACCGCCGCAAUGCUGCGCUUCGUGGCAACCACAGAGGCAACCGAGAACACAGCCAUGGACAGGGACAUACCGGUUCGAAACCCCAGGAACAGCACUGGCUGCAGCCUGACAAAGGACGCCCGCUACCUUCGCCAAACCAGACCUCUCCGUCUCACAAAGGCAAUAUGCACGCAUACCAUCAUGCAGACUUCGCUGACAGAGAUCAUAUGCGCAUGCCACCACCUUCUGGCCGCAGUCAAGCCCCAAGCAUGCGCCGUUUCAUUCGACCGUCUACCAACAACAGCGAAGCGGAUGCACGCACCAUAAUCACCGGUGCCUCUCGUGCCUCGAAACUUGUCGGCUUGCAAGAUGCCGAACAGAUGGAGCGUGCCCGUCGUCAUGCAGAAGCCUUCAGAAUUCACCCCGACUCCGGCUUUUGGUACCAAUCCGAGGCAGGGCUGUACUACCAUCUCGGUCUUCGAGGUACAGAGCCUCUACUGCCAGCCGCCUGGAUGGUUGACUUCAAAACCUUCCCACUGAUUCUCUUUCAUGGCGAUCUUGAAGAUGUGCCUCUGAUCACGAACAUGUUCUCUCCCCAAUUUCAUGCCAUUCGUGCCCUUCGCGAACUGAUCGAGGUCGGCCACAAAGUUCGCGACCAGAUACAGGCGAGACAGAAGACUAUUAGGAUCCAGUACACCAUUCAAAAGGGCCUCGAAGACUACAUCUCCUGGUCGUUGACCGACGCAGACCUCUACCACACCAACCGAACCACACCUAUCCAUCAUAUUGCACAUCGACGUGCCGGCCAAACGACCGUGACCGCCAUUUCCGAGCUAGCUAGUCAUAUGUACAGCUUGUUGGUCUACCACCGACAAUUCUUUCCCUCAACCGAUACGCUCACUCCACCGCCCUCGCCUCGCCAACUCAAGCGCGAGCCCAAGUCUAUAACACCUCACCUACACGCCACAUCCACCUCACCCACCGAGGAGGACCGACAGAUACACGAUGACUCCCCGGGCGCCGACCCGCCUGUCAUCAUCGGCUUCCUCAUCGUCGGCCCUACUGCUAGCAUCUUCACGCUCAAUGCCCGCAAUGCUGAUGCGGCUACCACUACCUCGGACCCAACGUGCGGUAUUCACUUGCUUGGACGCUUCACCUUUACAGAAGCAGGCAUGGACGUUUGGAAUGCCUUGGCCCUUGCUAUUGGCGCAUGCCACCUGAGGACAGCGCUCUUGACUCAAGCAAGUCCGGAUGUGGAUGACAUUGGUGCUGAUGGGGGUGUGGAUCAGCGACUGAUGGAAGAGAUGCGGAACAAGCAACAGGAACCGAAUUCGAGGAUGUGUCAUGGUAGGGUGGCGGGAUAUGUGAGCAGAAGCGAGUCCGAGGAGAUCAGGAAGCGGAAGAGGAAUGAGGUUGAGGACGAGACCGACCAUUUUGAACCGCACAGCGAGAGAGAUGUGAAGGGCAAGUGCCCCGUAAGACCAAACGUUGAUGUCGGUGCCAGGAGGAGGAGAGCUACAAGGGAGGACGACAGUGACCCUGAUCGUUGA
This is a messenger RNA of Cyphellophora europaea CBS 101466, 1680 nucleotides long. RefSeq lists its product as uncharacterized. The record is from RefSeq and is a predicted model, not a curated record. The transcript has a single exon. NCBI's taxonomy places the organism in Eukaryota, Fungi, Ascomycota, Eurotiomycetes, Chaetothyriales, Cyphellophoraceae. The coding region runs from base 1 to 1680 and encodes 559 amino acids.